Messenger RNA from Cercospora beticola, 1002 nucleotides. RefSeq lists its product as uncharacterized. The record is from RefSeq and is a predicted model, not a curated record. NCBI's taxonomy places the organism in Eukaryota, Fungi, Ascomycota, Dothideomycetes, Mycosphaerellales, Mycosphaerellaceae.
GUUCUGCUUUUCCAUCUGUACGUUCUGUCCUCUGCUUUGGGCUUUGCCUUUGUUCAGCAGUGAAACAUACAAAAGUUGUGCAGAUCAUUGCCAGAAAUUUCUCCACGAAGUCAGAACCGAAGAACAAGAACACAAGAUGAAUCGCUGUCGACUCCUCGAACUACCCGGAGAACUCCGCAACAACAUCUACGAAAAAGCCCUACUCCAAGACGAACCCAUCCAAAUCGACCUCACGAAGCCUUCCACAAGCACAAGCCACCCAAUUUUCAACCUCCUCCAAACCUGCAAACAAAUCCACUCUGAAGCCCGAGACCUCAUCUACGACAACAUCUUCGAACUCAUAACCGCAAUUCACCAAUCCCAAGAACCCAUCAACAACAACAGCCUCCACCGCCUCCGAAAAAUCUGCCAAAACCAAUCCCAAUCCCAUCGAACCCCUCCCACCCCCAAAUUCCACAACAUCAAAAUCUGCCUCGACCAGCACCUCCCCUUCGAAAACGUAGCCCACCACAUCGGAAUGCUCUUCCGCGCCUCGGAACCCCUCCGCGAACUCCAAAAAAGUGGAGUCAAUGUAGCGGUGUACGUUUCAGCACAAUUAUGCAAGGGAAUAGAUUUCAGUCCGAAAUUAGAAUUUCAUUUACGUGAUGUUGAGGAGGCGAAAAAAGAAUUGGAGGAAGGGUUUUUGAGGCAGAGAGUUGAAGCGGGAUUUGGGGACGGGAAGGAUUUGAAAACUGUGUAUUUUGAACUUUUGAAGAUGAAGUUGAUUGAGGCGUUUUUUUGUGAGGAUUAGAGAUUAGUGAUCUGUGGCUUUUUUGCUAUCUGGGGGCGCUGGAAGGAGUUCUCGAGCAUUUUGGGAGGCGUUAGGGAGGGUGGGGCUAUAACCCGGCCUCAUCUAAUAAUUUGCGGGUCUGUGGGCGAGGUCAGCAUUUCGGUGGCGAUGCACAUUGGAUGGGAAACAGUACUUACAUGUUCAAAUGCAUUAUGGCCGUACAGCCAAGAAGC